AAAGUUUACCGAGCUCUCUCUAACUUAUCGUUACAGUUGCUCUCCUUCUUCCUCCAUUCAUUUCACUAUGCAUCUUCUCCUUCUCAUUUUUGUGUUAUUGAUUCUUCUGAAGUUUGUUCACUCAGUCAUAUGGGUUCCCUAUCGGAUCCAAAACCACUUCAAAAAACAAGGGAUAACUGGCCCUGGCUACCGCUUGAUUGUUGGCAACACAGCCGAGAUGCGACGUGUGUUCACAGAAUCUCGGUCGAAGACAAUCUCUCCAUUUAACCACGAUAUACUUCAUCGUACAGCACCUUUCUAUCACAGGUGGUCACGCAUAUAUGGGAAGAAUUUCCUGUACUGGUUCGGGACAGUGCCCAGGCUUUCAAUAACCAACCCGGAUAUGAUUAAGGAGAUCCUCAUGAAUACGGGGUCAUCUUACGAAAAGUUUGAGUUUAACCCCUCGUCUAAGCAGCUAUUUGGGCAGGGACUUUUUGGGCUUACAGGUGACAUAUGGGCUUUUCACAGGAGGAUCGCCAAUCAGGCCUUCAAAAUGGACCGAAUUAAGGCUUGGAUGCCAGAAAUUGUGGCUAGUACCUUGAAAAUGAUUGAGAAAUGGGAGGAAACAGGGAAGGGGGAAGAUGAAUUUGAGAUAGACGUGCAUAAAGAACUUCAUGAUCUCUCAGCUGAUAACAUAUCCCGUACAGCUUUUGGGAGUAGUUUUGAAGAAGGCAAGCGUAUUUUUUUGUUACAAGAAAAGCAAAUGUACCUCUUUUCUCAUGCUGUGAGAGGUGUAUAUAUUCCUGGGUUUAGGUUCUUGCCAACCAAGAAAAACAUAGAGAGGUGGACAUUGGAAACAGAAGUUCGUAAAUCAAUAAGGAAACUGAUAAAAAACAAUGGGAAAGCUAAAGAAAAUUCCAGAAAUCUACUGAGUCUUUUGAUGUCAUCUUAUAAAAACCAAGAUGGUCAAGAAGAGAGAUUAGGAGUUGAAGAAAUUAUAGAUGAAUGCAAGACCUUCUACUUUGCAGGAAAGGAAACAACAGCUAAUCUUUUGACUUGGACCCUUUUACUUCUCGCUUUGCACCAAGAAUGGCAAAUCAAGGCACGAGAGGAAGUGCUUCGUGUCUGUGGAGAAAAUGAGCAACAAAUUGCGGACAGCUUAAGUGACCUUAAGCUUGUACACAUGAUACUGAAUGAAACACUUCGACUUUACCCUCCAGCUGUCAUGUUGAUAAGGAAAGCAACUAAAAGCUGUAAACUGGGGAACUUGGACAUUCCUGAAGGCAUGCAAAUAUAUUUGAACUUAACUGCAAUACAUCAUGACCCUGAUAUAUGGGGAGAUGACGUUAAUGAGUUCAAUCCACUGAGAUUUAGUGAAGCCAGAAAGCAUUUAGCUGCAUUUUUCCCAUGGGGUUUAGGCCCCAGAACCUGCGUUGGUCAAAACUUAGCUAUGACCGAGGCUAAACUUAUGCUAGCUAUGAUCAUCAAACGUUACACUUUCAGGCUGUCACCAACUUAUGUUCACGCUCCAAUGGUGCUUGUAAGCACACAGCCUCAAUAUGGUGCACCCAUUAUGUUUAGCAGGCUUCAAAAUUGAUAAUUUAUCGGGGCAGUUUUUUUUUUUUUUUUUUUAAAUGUUUCUGGAAGUGAAAGCCUUAGAAUAACAAAUGUGCUCUUAAUUGAGUAACAUUAAGUAUCUGUGUAUGGAUCCAAAUUUGUUCAACCCAGCCCAGUUAAGGAGUGGAACAAAGCGACGCAGCCAUAACAACUUGUUUUUAGUGGGAAUUUUAGGCAUGUAUAAUCCAUUAAUUUGUCGAGUUUAUAAGGAAGAGUGGUUUUUAAGCGACAUGAAAUAAAUUUAUAAA
Molecule: messenger RNA, 1844 nt
Organism: Pistacia vera
Lineage: Eukaryota; Viridiplantae; Streptophyta; Magnoliopsida; Sapindales; Anacardiaceae
Product: cytochrome P450 734A1
Exons: 4
Coding region: 68-1576 (502 amino acids)
Molecular function (GO): monooxygenase activity; oxidoreductase activity, acting on paired donors, with incorporation or reduction of molecular oxygen; heme binding
Source: RefSeq, a predicted model, not a curated record